GGGGCGCCUACUUACCCUGCGUGUGCGGCUCCAGCCUCGUGGAACACGAGGGAGUCUUCUUCAACUUCGGGGGCCUCGACGAGGGGGGCCUCGCCAGCAGCGCUCUGCACAAGCUCGUGCCCCUCCCCAUUGCUUACCAGCAGGAGCUGUGGGCGCGGGCAAUGGACCUGGGAGACGCUUUGAGUAUUGUUGAAGAGUCUCUUAAUGACUUGAGUUUGUCGCUGCAUUAUAUCUUGGAAAGCCCUGCAGAGGCGGUCCGGCAGCGUAUUCAGCAGCAGCAGCAGAAGCUGCAGCACGAGCAGCAGCAGCAGCAGCAGCAGCAGCAGCAGAUCAACCACAACGACAGCCUGCCGGUUGCCAAGCUGACGCAAAUUCGAGAAUGGGUUGAGGACCUCGAGGACCAGUGGAUGCAUUCCAGUACGUGCUGCAGGAGGAGACUGCAGCAGCAACGGGACUCAGCCCGGGGGACAUUGUGGUCGCCCUCAACAAGCAGCAUCGCCCUCAACAAGCAGCAUCAGCAGCAGCAGGAGCAGCGGCAGCAGGAGCAGCAGCAGGAGCAGCAGGAGCAGCAGCAGGAGAAGCAGCUGGAGAAGCAGCAGCAGGUGGGGUUGAACGUAGCAGACACGCCCAACAGCCUUGACAGCAGCAGCAAAGGCAGCGCGCAGCAGGACCAGUCCCAGCAGCAGCAGCAACAGGAGCAGCAGCAGCAGCAAGGGCAGCAGCAAGAGCAGCAGCAGCAACAGGAGCAGCAGCAGAAACAGGUGCAGCAGCAGCAUAACGAGCGUCGGUCCAUUCUUCGCCACAAGGCAGCAGAGGAGCAGCAGCACGGAGACACGGGACAGCCUGCAGCACCAACUGCUGCUGCCACUCCUGCUGCAGCAAAUGCUGCUGCUGCUGCUGCUGCUGCUUCUGAAGAGGGGGCCAGCUCAAGGCGCCCCUCUGUCAACUUCACAGAAAGCCACCCUUCGUGCUUUUCAUACCCAAACGCAAACGCAGGGGCAGUUCCUCCCUUGAGAAACCCCCCACUGCGCUGUGUUAGGUUUUGGCAACAAGUGGCCAAGUGGGGCCCCCAACCCCCAGGGAGGUUUGGCCAGGGGGCCUCAGCUGUGGGGCCCCUCAUGGUGGUGUUUGGUGGGGUUGCUCUGUACCCUUUUGGGGGCCCCCCUUUUGCUGCUCGCCGCCGGGGGGCCUCUGAGGGGCCCCCGGGGCCCCUCAAAAAGCUGCUGCGCCGCAGCAGCAGCAGACGCGCGGCGCCCCCCAGGCGCUGCAGCAGCAGCAGCUGCUGCAGCAGCGCGGGCCUUGCCGGCGCACACAGAAGGACCAGCGGCAAGCUGCAGCCGCAGCAGCAACAGAAGCAAGAGCAGCAGCAACAGCAGCAGCAGGAGCAGCAGCAGCAGCAGGAGAGCGCCUCCGAGAGGCGGGAGACGCUGGAGCGGCUGCGGAAAGCCCGCGCAGCUUUGGACGAGGGCGGGGAAGCGCU
This is a messenger RNA of Eimeria tenella, 1480 nucleotides long. RefSeq lists its product as uncharacterized. The transcript has 5 exons. The annotation marks the transcript as partial. The record is from RefSeq and is a predicted model, not a curated record. NCBI's taxonomy places the organism in Eukaryota, Apicomplexa, Conoidasida, Eucoccidiorida, Eimeriidae.